UGCUUAUUUGAUAUGUAAAUGUAGUUUAUAACAUUUCUUCAAAAUGGCGACCGUUUUGUCUGUCACGGCAGUGUACAGUGGUGGUCAAAAGCGACAGUCAGAGAGAACGCAGCAUUUUAACAGUCAUCUAAUAUCCAAUAGAUUAAAAUAAAAACGGCAGAAUGUGGUUUUACACAAAAUAUAAAGGAUUUAUGGAUGAUUACAUUUUGAUAUAAAAUGUAAUGCUUCGUUUGAUAUAGUUAUUUGCUACAAUAUCGUUUGAUCUUUCACCUUUCACCUACAACCCCAAUUUGAAAAAUGGCUGCCUCCAUCCCAGGCAUCGUGAAGGUUUUGUGCCGUCUGUCGCCUUCUAUUUUACAUCCAUUACGACAAUAUCAGUCCUGUCUGCAGAGGCUACCUGUAAGAACAUGCCCGGGUCUCUCUCUGUUUGUACCUCCAAGUCACUUUUUCUGCAAAGCAGCAUCACUCCAAGAUGAGGAUGCUGCUAGGGCUGCUGAGGCUCUCUCCCGCUACAACAACAGACCCUGGGAUUACCUGGAGAGUGAAGAGUACAUUGAGAGGUAUGGAACCAAUCCAGUGUGGGCAGGCUACAGGAGGAACCACAAAGGAGGCAUUCCUCCACAGAAGACGCGCAAGACCUGCAUUAGAGGAGACAAGAUAUGUGGAAACCCCUGUCCAAUUUGUCGGGAUCCAAACGUUAUCAUCCACCAUCAGAAUGUGAAAUUGCUGCAGCAGUUCAUUAGUCCCCACACUGGGAUGGUGUAUGAUCCCACUCAAACUGGUGUGUGUAUGAAACAGCAGACGAAGCUAAAUGAGGCAAUUAACACGGCACGUGAUCAUGGCUUACUUCCCUUUCAGAUUCCAUAUGUGGAAUUUUCAGGAGAGGACUACUCCAAUUCCCAUGACGCUGUGGGUUCCACACCGCCUCCCCAGUCCUUAACCUCUAAAGACACCUGGUAUAAAUGGUACGGUGAAAUAAAGCCUGAUGAGAGUGACGUGGCUAAAGUCAAGAAGACAUACAAGGCUUACUUAAAGUGAUGGAGACUACAGAACCAGUCCUGUUGGUCAUGCUGUGAUGUUGCUGCCAUUAAUGCAGUAACUAUGUCUGGUUUGCUAUACAAAUAUACAUGUCUAUUGGACAAUAUGAAUUUAAAUAAAAUUGCACCAUAACACAUGAAAAA
Molecule: messenger RNA, 1181 nt
Organism: Siniperca chuatsi (mandarin fish)
Lineage: Eukaryota; Metazoa; Chordata; Actinopteri; Centrarchiformes; Sinipercidae
Gene: mrps18b
Product: mitochondrial ribosomal protein S18B
Exons: 7
Coding region: 298-1038 (246 amino acids)
Biological process (GO): mitochondrial translation
Cellular component (GO): mitochondrion; ribosome
Molecular function (GO): structural constituent of ribosome
Source: RefSeq, a predicted model, not a curated record